Pristis pectinata (smalltooth sawfish) is the source of this 537-nucleotide messenger RNA. Its product is annotated as FANCD2 opposite strand protein-like. The record is from RefSeq and is a predicted model, not a curated record. The transcript has a single exon. NCBI's taxonomy places the organism in Eukaryota, Metazoa, Chordata, Chondrichthyes, Rhinopristiformes, Pristidae. Bases 1 to 537 code for a protein of 178 amino acids.
AUGGCUGCAUAUCAGCUGUGGGACCUAUGGUCUCCCUGUGAUGAAAGUUUCCAGUUGGUUGGAUACAAUGCACGUUCUUCCAGGAAACCAGAUGGAGCAGAAACGAUUCAGGUGGCUUCACCAUCAGACCAGGAGGUGGCCCUCUACCUGCAAGAUAAUGUCAUGACCAAUGACUGGAAUCUCUUGGGCCUUCUUGCAGAAACGGGAAAUAUCAGUCCUGAGAUGUUGUGUUACACUUUCCAAACCGAGCAAGACGCCACUGCAAUUGUGUACAAACCUCAACCUGUCAAACUCAGCUCUGUUGAUUCAGUGUUUGGGUCAGUCAUCACCACUGGAGCACCUAAGCUGGCAGGGGGCUUCCAAGCUUCUGAAAGAUCAGCCUUUACCGAGAUCAAUGUUGAUUCCCCAACACCCACUUUAACCGCACAAUAUAAGAUUAAUGUCAUUGUGAUGAUUUACAGACAGUUGUUAAGGGUUGUCACUUUAAUUUAUACAGCCUACCAAAAGUGCUUUCAUGCCUUACAGCAUCCAAUUUGA